Plectropomus leopardus (leopard coralgrouper) is the source of this 3258-nucleotide messenger RNA. RefSeq names its product myotubularin related protein 2 (gene mtmr2). The record is from RefSeq and is a predicted model, not a curated record. Gene Ontology annotation, biological process: phosphatidylinositol dephosphorylation. Gene Ontology annotation, molecular function: phosphatidylinositol-3,5-bisphosphate 3-phosphatase activity; phosphatidylinositol-3-phosphate phosphatase activity. Gene Ontology annotation, cellular component: cytoplasm; membrane. Lineage: Eukaryota; Metazoa; Chordata; Actinopteri; Perciformes; Serranidae.
AAAACAUGGCAGCUUCCUUUUGUUUGUGCGGAUUUACUGUACUCCGAGGGGGGAUUUAAAGACAUUCUUCGGUGGACAGACGGCUCUGUAUCGCACUCUCGGGCUCCACACUGCCAGCCGACCACACAGCCGAGGCAGGAGAAGAUGGAGAAGAGCGGCAGCAUCGACAGUUUGGGCUCGAAGCGCUCCUCGUCCCGACAGCCGAGUGUUGAUUCAUUGUCGAGCACUUCUACCUCUCGCUCUGACCGCUCUGCCCAGGCCAAGCCGCCCUCUGCCAUGUCCUCUGACUCUGUGGCCACGUCCACAGAGCUCUCCCCUGAGCUCAGGGUUAGACCCAAAACUGCUGCCAAGGUAUGCCAUCUUCAGGUUCUUAGAGAAUCAGACAAAGAAGAGCCGCAGUUACUUCCAAAUGAAACUGUGCAAGACAUGGCCCAAGAUGUUACCUACUUCUGUCCUUUCAUCGGAGCACUGAGGGGAACAGUGACCGUUACCAACUACAGGCUUUUCUUCAGAUGCAUGGACAGGGAGCCAGCGUUUGUGCUGGACCUGCCCCUCGGGGUGGUGAGUCGUGUGGAAAAGAUUGGAAGUGCGUCAAGCCGUGGUGAUGUGUCCUAUGGACUAGUUUGCAAGGAUAUGCGCAAUCUGCGAUUUGCACACAAACAAAUGGAGGACACACUCAGGAAGUCCAUUUUCGAAGUGCUGGUGAAAUUUGCGUUUCCUGUUUCCAACGGGCUGCAAAUCUUUGCCUUUGAAUAUGGGCAAGUGUUUCCUGAAAACGGAUGGAAGGUGUAUGACGCCGUCUCUGAAUACAAAAGACAGGGUAUACCCAAUGAAAGCUGGAGGAUAACAAAAGUAAACGACCACUAUGAGGUUUGUGACACCUACCCAUCAACCCUGGCGGUGCCUGUCAACAUACCAGACGAAGAGCUGAAGAGAGUCGCUGCCUUCAGAGCAAAGGGACGGAUACCUGUGUUGUCAUGGAUCCAUCCAGAGAGCCAGGCGACAGUGACGCGCUGCAGUCAGCCCAUGGUUGGAGUCAACGGAAAGCGCAGCAAAGAGGAUGAGAAAUACCUCCAGGCGAUCAUGGACGCAAAUGCGCAGUCCCAUAAACUUUUUAUUUUUGAUGCGAGGCCCAGUGUCAACGCUGCUGCCAACAAGAUGAAAGGCGGUGGUUACGAAAGCGAGGAUGCGUAUCAAAACGCCGAGCUGGUGUUUUUGGAUAUUCACAACAUCCACGUGAUGAGAGAGUCCCUCCGCAAGCUGAAGGAUGUGGUCUACCCCAACAUCGAGGACUCCCAUUGGCUCUCCAACCUGGAGUCCACUCAUUGGCUUGAGCACAUUAAGCUGAUCCUGGCAGGAGCGCUGCGAAUUGCAGACAAGGUGGAGUCUGGGAAAACAUCAGUGGUGGUGCACUGUAGUGACGGCUGGGACCGCACAGCCCAGCUCACCUCCUUGGCCAUGCUCAUGCUGGACGGUUACUACCGCACCAUUCGCGGGUUCGAGGUGCUGCUUGAGAAAGAGUGGCUGAGCUUCGGUCACCGCUUCCAGCUGCGUAUCGGUCAUGGCGAUAAGAACCACACAGACGCAGACCGCUCUCCUGUUUUUAUUCAGUUCAUCGACUGUGUCUGGCAGUUGACUCGCCAGUUUCCUGCAGCCUUUGAGUUUAAUGAAUACUUCCUGGUAACCAUACUGGACCACCUGUACAGCUGCCUGUUUGGGACAUUCUUGUGUAACAGCGAACAGCAGAGGUUGAAAGAAGAGAUUCCCAAGAGAACGGUAUCGUUGUGGUCUUACAUAAACAGCCAGCUGGAGGAGUUUACCAAUCCUUUGUAUGUCAACUAUUCCAACCAUGUGCUGUUCCCCGUAGUCAGCUUACGCCACCUGGAGCUUUGGGUCGGCUACUACAUCCGCUGGAACCCUCGCAUGAGGCCUCAGGAACCUGUUCACCAGCGCUACAAGGAGCUGCUGGCGAAGCGCGCCGAGCUGCAGAAGAGAGUGGACGAGUUGCAGCGAGAGGUGACCAACCGCUCAGCCUCUUCUUCCUCUGAGCGGGCGGGCUCCCCCACACGCUCCAUCACGCCUGUGCAGACAUUUGUUUGACACGACUUAGACCCUUGGGCUGGUCGCAGAAUCCUACCUGUGAGAGGGUGUAGUAGCUGUCAACAUGUGGCGCCACGAAGGACCUGUGUGCCAAACUGCCUUUUUGGGUGAUACACUUAAUAAACCACCACCAAAAGUCUGAUGUGUUUGCACCUCUCACAGGUCAAAAGUGUCUGUCUCAGACUGCUUUACUACAGCCAUAUUUUACUCUUCCUCCCGGGUUGAGAGGACAUGUAACCAGAAUAGCGAGUACUGUUUAGCAUAUCGACCUACCUACAAUCAGUGUUGAUCAUUUUUGAGUACACUACAAUAUUACUCGGGUAAAAUAUGUAUGCCUUACACACUUUAUAGAAACACACUUCAUUCCUUGACACUGCAAAUGUAUGGAUGAUUUGAAAGCAGAGCAGCUGAAGCAAUUGUGAAGAUGUGCAUUACUGCAAAAUUUCAAGCUCUAUUACUAAAACCCACUAAAUAGCUUGGGAGUUGUUAAAUGAAUACAAUGUAGCUAAAGGGCUGUAAUUUUAGCUGCUUCUAAAAAAAUAGACAUAGAGUGCAUUAAAUAAGUUGGCACAAGGCAGUGCUUUUAGCUUAUUGUGACCAAAUAUUUGUUUUGUUUUUUUAUUAAUACAUAAUGUGUCAUAUACCGCAUUCCUCUCAGCGAGUGAUUUAAGUUUUGUAAGUUUCAUUUUUCUAACUAGUUAUUUAUUAUCCUUUAGUCCAGUCUUGUACAUAUGUCCCACACUCUUCAUCAGUUGAUACAAAAUAUCCCCAUGCAUUAUUAAUAAGCGACACAGAAUAUGCAAUAGUUAAUUUGAAUGAGUAAAUAGUAAAUCUGUUACUUACUAAAAUGUUAGUGUGAACAUUUUUUUACACAUGCUUUUUAAAGCUAGUAUCAGACUGUAUGUUUUUAAAGGCAGAAGAGUGCGUAACAACUAAUAAUUUGCUCUGGGUGUUUUUGUUUUUCUAAGUUUAAUGAAUAUCUGUGCCUUGCUCUGAAUGACUGAUUGGGAGAAUAAUGAGAGAAAAGUGUGCACAGUUUUUAAUUGCCAAGGUAAAAUAAUGAAUACAGUGUUAGUUAUCAUUUCUCCUGCAUAAUUCAAAUACUUGCAAUAAACACAGGACUCAGCUUCAAGGAGUCAGUAUGGUUUGUUACAUUAG